Messenger RNA from Triplophysa rosa, 3014 nucleotides. It is a transcript of the gene slc39a1, whose product is annotated as solute carrier family 39 member 1. Gene Ontology annotation, cellular component: plasma membrane. NCBI's taxonomy places the organism in Eukaryota, Metazoa, Chordata, Actinopteri, Cypriniformes, Nemacheilidae. Gene Ontology annotation, biological process: zinc ion transmembrane transport. The record is from RefSeq and is a predicted model, not a curated record. Bases 218 to 1126 code for a protein of 302 amino acids. Gene Ontology annotation, molecular function: zinc ion transmembrane transporter activity. The transcript is spliced from 4 exons.
UACGUCACAGUACGUGGGGCGGGGCGAAGCAGUGACGGGGCGCGUAGUGGCUAGUCCUCGGCGGAUAAACAUACCAGAGUGAAAUCUAUCUAACCACCAGAAUGAACCUAAUGGUCUAAUAAAGAUCCUAAACAUGGGACUCAUCAUUCUAAGCCAACUCCAUAUGAUUAUGUGUUCAUUUAUAUUUUAUUAAUCCGUUGUUGUCAGUGUUUUUAAAAUGAUGGAGUUCCUGCUGCAGGUCAAAGUUGGAGCUUUGGUCGGGUUGCUCUUUUUAACCCUGCUUUUUGGACUCAUCCCUGCACGAAUGAAAUGGUUUCAAGUCACAAGCGGAACAGAAAUCCACAAGGCGGUGCUGAGUUUCGUGAGUUGUUUUGCGGGAGGCGUCUUCCUAUCUGCCUGUUUAUUAGACAUUAUCCCGGACUACCUGUCUGACAUACAUGAAGAACUACAAAUACGAGGCCUUGAUAAUGGCUUCCCGCUGGCAGAGUUCAUCAUGGCAUGUGGCUUCUUCACGGUCCUUAUCCUGGAGAAGAUAGUCAUGAGCUUCAGAGAGAGACACAGAGGUGAAGAGAGGGCCCCUCUGUUAGCCCCGGUGGGCCACGGGCACGCUGACGGACAUCACUCGCUGAACGACCUGGAGGGGAGCGGCCACCACGUCCACGUGGACCUGCACGCUCACUCGUCCUUCCGUUCCUUCAUGCUCUUCCUGUCUCUCUCUCUCCACUCCGUGUUUGAGGGCUUGGCCAUCGGCCUGCAGACCACAGACACCAAGGUGUUGGAGAUCUGCAUCGCUAUCCUGGUCCACAAAAGCAUCAUCGUCUUCAGUCUGUCGGUGAAGCUGGUUCAGAGCGAGGUCAAGCCCCUGUGGGUGGUUCUGUACGUGACGGUCUUCGCCAUGAUGUCUCCCCUCGGCAUCGGGAUCGGCAUCAUUGUGAUCGAGGCCGAGCUGGAGGCCGGAGUGUUGAUCCAAGCGGUGCUGGAGGGGCUGGCGGCCGGAACGUUCAUCUACAUCACAUUCCUGGAGAUCCUUCCACAUGAGCUGAACUCCCCGGAGCGGCCGCUGCUCAAGGUUCUGUUCCUCCUUUGUGGUUUCUCAGUAAUGGCCGCCCUGAGUUUCCUGGGAUGAGAGACGCUUUUAUAUCUCGACAAAGACCGCUUGAGGAGAUGGCGCUCGGCGGGAUGAGGCUUUCAAACGGCUCGUGGUUUCAGUGAACUUGUUUUACAAAGGAGCUUGUUUUAAAAAAAUUCAAUUGACUUUUAUAAAGCACACUUUGAGGAAAACAUGCACACAACUUGGGGCAAUUUUUACUUGAAGUUAAGAUUUCACUUUUUCACAGUGAAUCAGAUUCACUUUCAGAUAUUCUGUACAAAUAACUGACAUCUUUUUCUGUCAUGUUUCUGUAUUUCAGCACUAACUUUAUGUGCCACAUUACCUGUCAGUUUGCUGCCAAACGUUCGACUGAACAUACUGACGUCUGCACUGAUGAUUCUCUAUAAACAUUUGAUAAGAUUUCACAAAAAAAUGGGUGGAACUCAGCUGCCAUAACAGAUCGUUUUCUAUAAUCAUAUUAAUGUGCGAUUUUUAUUUUUUUAAUUGAAUUUCAAGUAUUCGACGCGUACUACAAACAUAUGAAUGAACAUUUCAAACAUGCUGAAUUAACAUGCAGUUUUAUUGUGUGUGCCUUUUUACAGGAUUAAUGACAUUUGUGUUAAACACUAUCAGUAUCUGGGUUUGCGUACUACUGUCUGUAGCAGUUAUGUUUUUUAAUCUGUUUCUAACAAACAUAAAGUAAAACCUAAUGUGUGUACUGUUAUUACUAUACAAACCGCUCUGUUCAAACACACAUAAGUGGGUCAAACAAGACCUCAGUACGUCAUCUUCUCUUGCAAUACCAUCUUUAGCCUUUAGAUGUCAGAUUUGGGCACAGAAAUAAGUGAGAUUUUGGCUGUUACGGCACUAUUUUAUAGUAGUAUGUGCUGUAUUUACAUUUUCUGUAGUUGUGAAAUACCCGGCAAGGUACUUGUUACUUUUUACUGGACUUGAACCAGAAAUAAUAUUAACAUAUCUUUCUUAAAGGGAUAGUUCACCCAAAAUUCUGUCAUCGCGCGUGUUUCAAACUUGAAAAUUAUUUUGAAAAGUGUUAGCAACUUACUUUUUUCUGUUGAACGCGAAAUGAAAAGCCAACAGUUGCUUUCCUUUGCAAACUGUUGCACCUUCGACUACCGUUUAUUUUUCCCACUGUGUAGUCAGAACGAGACCGCUCGUUCAGUGAAGGGCGUAUUCGUUCAGCACAUUCAACCAAUCAUAUGCUCUGUCAAAGCUCACACUCGAACGCCAUUGGCUCGUGCUUUAGUCACUCUUUUAGCCAAGACGCUCUGUGCUCUAGGGAGAGAUUUCAGUGAACGAGAACGAUUCGUUCAAAAACAACGAUUCGUUCACGAACGUAACAUCACUAGUCAGUGAUGUCCCAGAAAUUUUCAUUUUUCCAUAUAUCUUUUUGUUUAACAGAGAAAAUAAAUUUAUACAGAUUUGGAACAACUUGGGGAGGUUAAUUCAUGACUGAAAUUGAUCACAUUAAGAUGUUUAUACACAAAAUAUUAUUAAAAUAACUUUAUUCAAUGAGAUAAAUAACCAAAUGCGACUGAAUUAUUCAUCCAUGUGAUGGGAGUGGUACGUCAGGUGACAUUAUUUAAAACUUUAAGGAUAGAAUAAGGAAAUUACAUCACAACGUAUACCAUGGACUAUGCAUAUGUAGUUGCUUAACCUGCAAGAAUAUUUCAAGGGGAGAUCUUUUCUUGAUCUUUGUGAUCUUUUAGUGGUAAAUGUGCUAUUUUAUUUAAAUACUUGCACUGCCGAAUAUUAAAAUUGUGUCCCUGAUUGUCAACCGCUCUAGACCACAAGUCCAAGAUUUUUCUGACACACCAAUUUCCCUUUUUAAACACCGAAAGGCCGUAGUGGUUAUUUUGUGAAUUCAAUAAACUUUUCCAAUCAUUUUUUGUGGCAAAAAAGACAA